Molecule: messenger RNA, 2219 nt
Organism: Hevea brasiliensis (rubber tree)
Lineage: Eukaryota; Viridiplantae; Streptophyta; Magnoliopsida; Malpighiales; Euphorbiaceae
Product: plastidic glucose transporter 4
Exons: 14
Coding region: 263-1927 (554 amino acids)
Biological process (GO): carbohydrate transport; transmembrane transport
Cellular component (GO): membrane
Molecular function (GO): carbohydrate:proton symporter activity
Source: RefSeq, a predicted model, not a curated record
CCAUAGUACUGGAAAUGAUUAAGUAAAAAAAAAAAGAAAAAUGAUUUAUUUAUUUUAAAAAAAUGAGAAAGAGUUGAAUUCUCCACCAACUUUGUUCUCGUUGAGCAAGUGAACUGUCUCUCCUCAUUCUCUCAACGGAUUUUCCAAAGCCUCUCUAUCUCUAACCAACGAAUAAAUAAAACCACAACCCAAAGCAAGCCGAGUAGGCAAUCACUGCCAGACGACGAAGGAAAAAUUCUCUGAAGCGCAAGAGUGACUGAAAAUGCAGGCAUCUACGUGUGCGGUUAAAGGGACCGCCACCAGCAUAUGCGUCGGUUCUCAGCCUCUUAACCGGAGGAGAUUGCUCGCUGCGUGUGGCCUUUCCGGUGGUUAUAGGAAGAGUAGUUCAUUAUCGGUAUCAGUGUCGUCUUUUAAUAAUAACAGUUACAUGACUGGCAGGAUCAGUUUCUGUGGACUGCGUCCAGCCGAUUCGGUCUCCAUGGGAACCGAACUCGUGCGUACUGCCUUUUCUAGGUCCCGUCUGGUUAAGGCUCUGUCCUCCGAUGGAGAUAUCGAAGAAGCUGCUCCUAUCCAUCCUCAGACAAAAUCUUCUGGAAUUGUCUUGCCGUUCGUCGGUGUUGCUUGUUUGGGUGCAAUUUUAUUUGGAUAUCAUCUUGCGGUGGUGAAUGGUGCUCUUGAGUAUCUUGCCAAGGAUCUCGGAAUCGCUGAAAACACUGUUCUACAAGGAUGGAUCGUUAGCACGCUGCUUGCUGGUGCCACAGUUGGCUCUUUUACAGGGGGAGCAUUGGCGGACAAGUUUGGCAGGACAAGAACUUUUCAACUAGAUGCAAUUCCUCUCAUAAUUGGAGCAUUUCUCUGUACUACUGCACAGAGUGUACAGACUAUGAUAAUUGGUCGUCUUCUUGCUGGUAUUGGAAUUGGCAUAUCUUCAGCCAUUGUGCCUCUUUACAUAUCAGAGAUUUCACCAACUGAAAUUCGUGGUGCUCUGGGGUCUGUAAACCAACUUUUCAUUUGUGUUGGGAUUCUGUUGGCAUUAGUGGCUGGACUACCAUUAGCAGGAAACCCUUUAUGGUGGAGAACAAUGUUUGGCAUUGCUGCUCUCCCUGCUAUUCUAUUGGUUCUGGGAAUGGCAUUUUCUCCAGAAAGUCCUAGAUGGCUUUUUCAGCGAGGAAAAAUUUCUGAAGCGGAAAAGUCCAUAAGGACACUCUAUGGAAAAGAAAGAGUUGCUGAGAUUAUGCUAGAUUUAGCAGUUGGAGGUCAAGGUUCUGCAGAGACAGAAGCAGGAUGGUUUGAUCUAUUUAGCAGCCGCUAUUGGAAAGUUGUGAGUGUUGGUGUAGCACUUUUCUUUUUCCAGCAAAUGGCUGGGAUAAAUGCUGUGGUUUAUUAUUCUACUGCUGUGUUCCGCAGUGUUGGAAUUGCAUCUGAUGUUGCAGCAAGUGCCCUUGUUGGGGCAUCAAAUGUCUUUGGCACAACUGUGGCUUCAUCUUUAAUGGACAGACAAGGAAGAAAAAGUCUUCUAAUUACAAGCUUUCUGGGAAUGGCUGCUUCCAUGUUGCUGCUUUCCUUGACCUUCACUUGGAAGGUCCUGGCACCAUAUUCUGGCACCCUUGCUGUUCUUGGGACUGUUUGCUAUGUGUUGUCCUUUUCACUUGGUGCUGGUCCUGUGCCUGCUCUUCUUCUUCCAGAGAUAUUUGCCUCCAGAAUCAGAGCAAAAGCAGUUGCUUUAUCCUUGGGCAUGCAUUGGAUAUCAAAUUUUUUCAUUGGUCUCUAUUUCUUGAGCGUUGUAAACAAGUUUGGGAUCAGCACCGUGUAUUUGGGAUUUGCAGCCAUUUGUCUUCUUGCUGUCUUGUACAUAGCAGGUAAUGUUGUGGAAACAAAGGGAAGAUCCUUGGAGGAAAUAGAGCAUGCUCUUAACCCUGCAAUUUGAUUUGGAAAUUUGUCGAAAGUGUCUGUGGUAAUAAUUUCGUUGCGGCUCAUGCUUGACCUAAGAUGGGUGGUGCCUUUUUUCCUUUUUUGAAAGGUUUCUUUGUUCUACCGAGAGUAAUGGCAUUAAGGGCAUGUUUCUUGUCCUCCAUUUUUCUGUCCACCUUACAAAUGUUAAAUCAGCUGUAACCAGCUUUGAGAGAACUACCUUUGCUAUGUAUUUUUGGAAUUAGAACUGGGGCAACACUAAUUUGGGUAGCUGGUGCUGAAUGAUAAAUUUCCCGAAGAUUUUGCUA